This is a messenger RNA of Serpula lacrymans var. lacrymans S7.9, 528 nucleotides long. RefSeq lists its product as uncharacterized. The record is from RefSeq and is a predicted model, not a curated record. The coding region runs from base 34 to 528 and encodes 164 amino acids. The transcript has 8 exons. NCBI's taxonomy places the organism in Eukaryota, Fungi, Basidiomycota, Agaricomycetes, Boletales, Serpulaceae.
ACGGAGGCAUCCUGCGCUUUUCACAUCUGCAACAUGUUCACUUACUUCAAGUUCCUUGUCAUCGGUGCCGCUGCGCUCAGUAGUGUCCGCGCUGAGACACACACCAUUACUUUCAACAAUAAAUGUGGACAUGGAACUCCAACUUUAGUCCAGAACGGCAACAUUUUGUCGACUGGGGGGGCAUACACGUCGAACGGUCCCUUCGUGUCUGCAAUCGCCUACCUGCAAACAGGGUCGUGUGGGCUCAAUGGUGAAUCUUGUACUCUAAUUGAGACCACUCUUCAAAACCCUACCACCCCUGGUAGCGGAUCUAGCACGGACAUAAGCUUGAUUCCCCCUCACUCGUUCUCGGUGACGUCUGGCUUUGGGUAUUACAAUGGAUGCGACGGAGCUGGAGCGGACUGCAACAAUGCAAACUGUCCAGAUGCCUUCCAUACCUCUGACCAAACCACAGUUCAAGUGGCCUGCCAAGUUGAUAAUGUGAGUUUUGCAGGGCGUUUUUGUCAUUGUCUUGGUUUUGAUUACUGA